Sesamum indicum (sesame) is the source of this 1988-nucleotide messenger RNA. Its product is annotated as O-Glycosyl hydrolases family 17 protein. Lineage: Eukaryota; Viridiplantae; Streptophyta; Magnoliopsida; Lamiales; Pedaliaceae. Gene Ontology annotation, biological process: carbohydrate metabolic process. The record is from RefSeq and is a predicted model, not a curated record. Gene Ontology annotation, molecular function: hydrolase activity, hydrolyzing O-glycosyl compounds.
AAACCAGAAGCAUCAGCCCCCCCUCCGCAUAUAAAAAAGCAUCUCCCCACUUCCCCUUUUCUUACCAUUCAGGUAAAAUCCUUGUCUCUUUUAGACAGUGUUCCCAUACCCCACGUUUCUAUUCUAAACCCCCACACUUUACACUGCAAUUUCCUAACUACGAUACACUCACAACCCAUUAUUAUCCCCCUCCUCUCUCCCUUGUCAAUAUUCUCUUACACCAUCUUAUUCUGCACAUAAAUAUCAGUUGCUGUGGAUAUAUUGUAGCCGCAGCCAUGGCUCCAAUCAUGCAGAAAGUUUAUCCUCCUACUACUGUAGCGUUACUCUUGAUUCUUUCCUUUUCACUCUUGUCUUUUCACUCCGUCAAUUCGCAGUCUUUCAUCGGUGUGAAUUACGGCCAGGUGGCCGAUAAUCUCCCGCCGCCGGAGGCCACAGCCAAGCUUUUGAAGUCUACGAGCAUCGAGAAGGUGCGGUUGUACGGUGCCGAUCCGGCGAUCAUUAAGGCGCUGGCCAACACCGGCAUCGGGAUAGUGAUCGGAGCCGCCAAUGGGGAUAUUCCGGCGCUCGCUUCCGACCCGAAUUUCGCGGGUAAUUGGAUCAACUCAAACGUGCUGCCCUACUACCCGGCUAGCAAGAUUAUUGUUGUUACGGUCGGCAACGAGGUGGUGACGUCACCGGAUCAGAAUCUGGUGUCUCAGCUCCUGCCGGCGAUGCAAAAUGUCCAAAACGCCCUCAAUGCAGCAUCAUUGGGUGGGAAAAUCAAGGUGUCAACGGUACAUUCCAUGGCGGUUUUAAGUCAAUCAGACCCGCCAUCAUCAGGUGCUUUUGGGUAUGGCGACACAAUGAAGGCGUUGCUACAGUUCCACAGUGCAAAUGGUUCGCCUCUUAUGAUCAACCCAUACCCUUUCUUUGCAUAUCAAAGUGAUCCUAGGCCCGACACGCUUGCUUUUUGCUUGUUCCAACCCAAUGCUGGACGAGUGGAUUCAGGAUCUGGCAUCAAGUACAUGAACAUGUUUGAUGCACAGGUUGAUGCUGUGCACUCUGCGUUGAAAGGGAUGGGAUUUAAGGAUGUUGAGAUUGUGGUUGCUGAGACAGGUUGGCCUUACAAAGGAGAUGCUAACGAGGUCGGCCCUAGUUUGGACAAUGCAAAAGCCUACAAUGGGAACUUGAUAAACCACCUCAGAUCAAUGGUUGGCACGCCGCUCAUGCCUGGAAAAUCUGUUGACACCUAUUUAUUUGCACUCUAUGACGAAGAUUUGAAACCUGGGCCUGGGUCGGAGAGGUCAUUUGGACUUUUUAAACCUGAUCUUUCCAUGACUUAUGAUGUUGGUCUCUCAAAGAGCACACAAACUCCUGCACCAACCCCAGCAACUCCAGCACCAGCACCAACAACUCCCGCAACUCCAGCCCCGACAACUCCGGUGAAUCCAGCUCCAACAACUCCCACGACUCCGGUAGUGAAUCCAGCUCCAACAACUCCCACAACUCCGGAUGUGAACCCAGUACCAAGCCCCAUAGCUGCAGGUUGGUGCGUGCCCAGGCCUGGCAUAUCUGAUGCUCAAUUGCAGGCAAAUCUUGAUUAUGCUUGUGGCCAGGGCAUAGAUUGUAGUCCAAUUCAACCUGGUGGUGCAUGUUUUGAACCAACUACUGUUGCAUCACAUGCUGCUUAUGCUAUGAAUCUCUUAUAUCAAUCUGCUGGCAGGAAUUCCUGGAACUGCGACUUCCUGCAUACCGCCACCAUCACUACUACUAAUCCUAGUUACAAUGCUUGUGUUUACCCUGGUGGAAGUACAUGACAACAACGACUUGGGAAUUUUUGGUAGCUAAAUAAUCCAAGGGGCGAUAGUAGCGGUUGGUAGCGAUUGAUGUAAUCCUACGGCAGAAUAAUGCCCAGAAGUAUUAUAUGUAGGUUUUAUUGUACCAAAAAUUCUUUCGAUAUUGUGUCCAUAAAUAUUAUUGAAUAAUAUGUAAAGGAUUAUUUAGAUCCA